Molecule: messenger RNA, 2406 nt
Organism: Physella acuta
Lineage: Eukaryota; Metazoa; Mollusca; Gastropoda; Physidae
Product: phospholipid-transporting ATPase ABCA3-like
Biological process (GO): transmembrane transport; lipid transport
Cellular component (GO): intracellular membrane-bounded organelle; membrane
Molecular function (GO): ABC-type transporter activity; lipid carrier activity; ATP hydrolysis activity
Source: RefSeq, a predicted model, not a curated record
UAAAGUGGGGACAAAGAACACAGGAAUCAAAUUAAAACUGCAACAGUUGAAAGCUCUAUUUAUAAAAAGAUGGAUCGUGCUGAAACGAAACUGGUUCGUCCUGACCGUCUUGUCUUGUGCCAUGAUGCUGAUGGCCCUCACCCUUAACAUGGUCUCCUACCUGGGGCGGAAAGAGUUCCCCCUAGACUUCCAACUGGGUGUGUACAAGAACGUGAUCGUCGUGGCAGCUCAGCCUGAGGAUGACGGCCUGAAGACGCUGUAUAGUGGCCUUAGGUCAGUUUUACCCACUGAGGUGCAAGUCAUUGAGCCCGAUCGAUCUAAGACGUUUGAGAAAUUCCUUCAAGAUUGGGCAAAAAACAACUCCAUCAAACGUUACAGAGAGGAGCUGUUCAUGGGCUUUGAGAUUAACCAACCACCAAGUCCUAGUAUUGUUUACUAUCAGGGUUAUUACGUCCACAGUGAGCCCGUCGCGGUCAACAUUUUUCUCAACGCACACAUCAGGGCGAAACUCGGGUUCGAAUACUCGCUGGAAAGUGGCGUUAUCCCCUGCAGCCGUUUGCUCGGCGACCACGAUUCACAGGUCUACAGCUUGCUGAUUAUCCAGCUCGCCUUUUUCUCAUUACAGACGAUCAUCAUUUGUUGGCUUAUCAAAGAGAGAGUUUCUGGGACCAAAAAAAUGGAAUCCUUCACUGGCGUUCCCAUCUGGCUGUCAUGGCUGACCAACUUCCUGUUUGACCUCGGCCUUCACGUCGCGUGUGCCGCCAUCUUGUGGGCGUGUCUGCUGACCCAGAGGACGGUCCAGGAGCUGACGACACAGCUGCCACUUCUCGUCUGCUCCCAGCUGCUGUUUGUGCUGGAUGCCCUCCCCUUCUGCUACCUCUACCAGAUGCUGUUCGUCAGGUCGACGUUAGCGGUCUUCGUUCUCAUUGUUUUUACUUUACUCGACUUCUUUGUAUACGUGGAUCUCAGUGAUGUUCCAGAAUCAGACGCCAUCGCCUAUACUCGUCUUGUGCUCAAAUCAGCGUCACCUCAUACGUUGUUCUGGUACCAUCAAGAUUUGCUGCAAUACCCAACCUUACAAGAUGCCGUACCAGUUUUCAACAAGAACGUCCUAUUCACGUUUAUACAUGCAAUUGCUUGCUGGAUCCUGCUGUUUGCUGUGGAGUAUAUAAGUGUUCUGGGGAUAGUAUAUCGGUGCAUACAAAGGUACAUGACGAGGCGUAUAGAAAAAUUUGGAAGAGGGGUCGACAUCCCAACAGCAACGGAAAGCGACGAAGAUGUCUAUCAGGAAAGACAACGAAUUCUACAUUCAGGCUUCGACGAUCUUGUUCGAACCGAUGCAUUGAUUCUGGUGAAUGUCAGCAAGAAAUAUAUUAUCAAUACCAAAGUGUUAACAGCCGUUGACAACACUUGCCUUGGGAUCCCCAAAAAUGAAUGUUUUGGACUUCUUGGACAAAAUGGCGCAGGGAAAACAACAAUAUUCAAAAUACUGACUGGGGAAUACGCUAGUACAUCGGGCCAUGUUUACUUCAAUGGUCUCAGUCUCGAUUCUAACUUGUUUAAAAUUCAUCAAAUGAUGGGCUACUGCCCGGAAAGUGAUUUGCUGUGUGAAGACCUCACGGGUCGGGAGUCCCUUUACCUGUUCGGGCGUCUUCGAGGCGUACCUGAGAGCAGUCUUAAAGCUGUGACAGAUGACCUGCUCAAGGCUGUUUUGUUGGAGCCGCACGCUGAUGAAAAGGUGGAAUAUUACAGCCUGGGCAACAAACGCAAACUUUCCACAGCACUGGCCGUGAUUGGCGACCCCCAGUUUGUCAUGCUGGAUGAACCAACAUCUGGCAUGGAUGCUAUGGCCAAGAGAGCCAUAUGGGACUUGCUCCAAAACGUCAGAUCUCUUGGCUCCACCCUCGUCUUGACCUCACAGAGCAUGGAAGAGUGUGAACUCCUAUGUACAAGACUGACCAUUAUGGUGGGCGGGAAGCUCAUGUGUCUAGGCAGUCCCCAACACCUGAAGACAAAGUACGCCCAGGGUUAUACAAUAACCGUACACCUCAGCCAAGGUUCUCUUUUCUCGAUCAACUCGACCGUGGAUUAUCUUUCACAUAUCUUCAAACACUCCGAGAUCUUUAACGAGAUGGACAGCUACCUCCAUAUACAGGUCCCUCCAGAUCCCCAUCCCCUAUCGGCUGUCUUUCAACUGAUGGAGAAAGCCAAGAAAGACUUACAGUUUGAGCACUACACCGUACAACAAACCUCACUGGAACAAGUUUUCCUAAUGUUCAUGCAAGAGAACAGUGUGUAACAUCUCUGCACGAGAACUCGCGGUUUUGAGAACAUUUGUGAAAUAGAAAAAGAAUCAGGACAAUGCUUCAGAGUAAUAACCAUAACGUUUGUCUACUAACAUCUAAA